This is a messenger RNA of Yarrowia lipolytica CLIB122, 639 nucleotides long. RefSeq lists its product as uncharacterized. Gene Ontology annotation, molecular function: DNA binding. NCBI's taxonomy places the organism in Eukaryota, Fungi, Ascomycota, Dipodascomycetes, Dipodascales. Gene Ontology annotation, cellular component: RNA polymerase I complex; RNA polymerase III complex; RNA polymerase II, core complex. The record is from RefSeq and is a predicted model, not a curated record. Gene Ontology annotation, biological process: DNA-templated transcription.
AUGUCAUCGGACGACGCACAGAAGCUUUGGAAAGUGUACCGAACGGCCAAGGAGCUGGUCAAGGACCGGGGCUACACCAUCACCGACAAGGAGGUGAAUCUGUCCUUCGACCAGUUUGUGUCGGAGAUGUGUGAUCCCAUGGGCAAGCCCAUCAAGAAGAAAAUGUGUUUCAUGGCGUCUCCCUCGCCCGAAGCCAUCGAAAAGUUCCCCGAAAUGGGCAACAUUUGGGUCGAGUUCUGUGAGGAGGCCAGUGUGACGGUCAAGACGAUGCGAAACUUUUGCAUCCACAUUUCGGAAAACAAGUUUGCCACGGGUAUCCUGGUGUACGAAAACAACAUGACUCCGUCCGCCAACCGACUCAUCCCUUCGGUUGCUCCCGCCACCAUCGACACCUUCCAGGAGACCGAUCUGCUGGUCAACAUCACCAAGCACGUUCUGGUGCCCACUCACAUCAAGCUGUCUGGCGCAGAGAAGAAGUUUCUGCUGGAACGGUACCGACUGAAGGAGUCGCAGCUGCCCCGAAUCCAGCGGGAGGACCCUGUUGCGCGGUACCUAGGUCUGCGACGAGGCCAGAUUGUCAAGAUUAUCCGACGGUCGGAGACCUCUGGACGGUACGCCAGUUACCGAAUUUGUCUCUAA